CGUGUUGGCCUUCGAUUUAUAUCCAAUGUCACUGAGGACGCUGUAAACUGUUAUAGAUUACGCGGCGCAUUAAAAAGGGCAAACGGAGAUUUUAUUGAAUAAAGCAGGAAAAGAACGAAUCGAGAGAGGAGAGUAAAAGAUACGCCCUCGCCACUGAAAAAAACAAGCUCGGAACUCAAUAUCAAAAUGACCCCGUCAACAGCGCCACAGGUCAAAGACCCCCGGCGCAUCCUCCUCAUCGCCCCCUCUGACGCAACCGCCAGCACAUUCCUCAAAGAUCUAACAGGCACCGCGCCACCGCCCCCCAGUGCAGAAGUGGGGACCCUCGCAGGUUCAUCCCACCCGCUCAGUCUAAAGACCACAUAUUACGUAGCAGACGUCCAGAUAUGGAUUGACAUCAUCAAUCCUGAUGGGAUCAAUGUGUGGGCGGACAUGUUUUGCAAGAAAGAGGCGGCAGAGGUCCUUGCCGCGGUUGGAGGGUACGUGGUUCUCCUUAACCGUGGGAAAGGAAGGGCAGGAUGGAAUGAGUUGGAGAGGGUAUUGAAGGAAGUAGAUAGAGUGGCCAGUGUUUCUGAAGGAGACGCGGGGGAGGUUGUUCGUCUCGGUGUUCUCCUUGAUGCCACCGCUGGGGAAGAUGACAAGGGUUGGGCAGAGGGCUGGGAGGUCGUUGAUGGGGCUGCGACGGGAAAGGAUGAGUCCGGUGAGGUGGUGGGUGUGGACAGGGUUAGAGAGGCAUUGGAGGCCAAUGAGUGGAGUGGCGGGGAUGGGGGGGUAGAGGGAUUGGAGAAGGAGUUGGGGUUGGGGUUUGAAGGGGACUUGGAGGGCGGGUUUGAGAUUGGAGAGGAGGACGUGGAGGGGAUGAGGAGGCCGAUUUUUGGGAAGGAUGUCGAGGAGGAAGAGGAGAGUGUUGAGGGGUUGGAGGCGUUAAUGUUGAAGAUGCAGGCUAUGCGAGAUCUAGGUGCUGGUAUGCCAGAAGCCGAGAGGAAGAAGUUUGCCGCAAAGGCGGUUAGAGAUUUAAUGAAGACGUUAUGAUACAUGAUUCUAUUUUGCUGGUUUCCGAGAACUAUGACAGACUGUCUUGUUUUUGGGAUGGCAAGAGCUAAGAACUCAGAACCAUACCAGUACUGAAGGGAUGGAAGGAACGAUGCUGUCCCAAACCCGAAAGGGCGGGAAGGAACGAUGCCGCCCAAAAACUGAAAAAGAGGGAAAAAACGACCCAUCCCUCAAAAUAAUAACAUGGGAAGGCGCAUCCAUUGCUCCUUCCUUAACAGGCGUUCAUUCCCUUGCCCGGCACGUGUCCACACACUAGUUGCACGACACGAAUAUCAUGCUUCCGUCAACCGUUUUCAUGACGGCGUUGAAGUGAUCUAUGCAGCCAUGUUACAAUAUACGAAUCUUCGAGCAAACGCAGCGCUACUCGCGCCUUUCAUUUCCAUUAUAAUAUACAGUAAGCC
Molecule: messenger RNA, 1454 nt
Organism: Pseudogymnoascus verrucosus
Lineage: Eukaryota; Fungi; Ascomycota; Leotiomycetes; Thelebolales; Thelebolaceae
Exons: 3
Coding region: 187-1032 (281 amino acids)
Biological process (GO): vesicle-mediated transport
Molecular function (GO): protein-macromolecule adaptor activity
Source: RefSeq, a predicted model, not a curated record